GUACUCGUUGCAUGUGGACGCGCUCACACUCACUUGGAAUAAUUUGAAGUUCUUCAUCACUGCGACUUACAACUAGAUCGCUUCCUGUCAUCCAGGCAUCUAGACUGUGACUGCUGACCACGACAACGUAUUGAAAAGAGUUGCAGGAAUCACACAAGCUGGCAUCCGAAUAAACCCUCAGACUACCGCGAUCUCUCUCUCGAACCGAGACCAUCGUCCAAAUGGCCUCACUGCUCACUACAAUGUACGAAUUUCUGAAACCUGCUCCCUCAUACCCUCCGCAGCCCCUCAACCCUCACUUGACAUUCAAGCAAUCCUCUUCAUGUAUCACAGUCAACACCUUCACUUGUUACGGCGGCAGCGAGCCCAACUCAUCACCGUGCCCAUCGCCCUGCACGCCCUCUCGCGCCGCACAACUCCUGCGUCAAGGGUUGACUUCCUCUCCUGUAUCGCAUAUUGACUCUCCAUCAUCUAGCAAUGCCCGAACACGGGGCCAGUUCAAGCCACAGCGUACCAACAAAGGCACGACGAGUUACCAAUUACGACAGUUUGCCGAAGCGACCUUGGGAAGCGGUAGCCUGCGGAAGGCGGUCAAACUGCCAGAGGGCGAAGAUUUGAACGAAUGGCUCGCGGUCAAUGUGGUCGACUUUUACAAUCAGAUCAACCUGCUCUAUGGAUCAAUCACAGAGUUCUGCUCGCCGCAGUCCUGUCCCGAGAUGAAAGCCACAGAUGAAUUCGAAUACCUCUGGCAAGACGCCGCGACAGGCUAUCCCAAACCUACAAAGAUGCCCGCUCCAGAAUACAUUGAACACCUCAUGACGUGGGUACAAUCCAACGUCGACAAUGAAUCCACCUUCCCGUCCCGUAUCGGCGUCCCAUUCCCGAAACACUUCCCCAGCACGGUACGACAACUGUUCAAGCGACUCUACCGAGUCUACGCGCACAUCUAUUGUCACCACUACCAGGUCAUCGUGCAUUUGGGUCUCGAACCGCACUUGAACACCAGCUUCAAACAUUACGUCUUGUUCAUCGAUGAGCAUGGGCUCGAGAAGGGCGGCGGCAAAGACUACUGGGGCCCACUGGGCGAUCUGGUCGAGAGUAUGUUGAAGAGUGAUUAGGGAUUCAACUUUGGGACUUGACAAGACACAGACACGAGGACAUUGGGGACAAUGGUUACGAAACUGGGGCAAUUCUAAGUGUAUGAGAUUUGGGGGCGUCAUUGGUUUGGAGAAGGUUUCAAGGUUUCAGCAUCAAGCAGCAGCAUACAUACAUACUCUAUGCCUAUGUCUGUGGAGAUUUGUGUCGGCGAUCCGGGAGGCGUGUCUUUUCUUUGGUUCUUGACGCUGUGAAACUGGGUUAUGUUUUCUCGAGUUCGGAUGAAGACGUCGUCCGUGUCGCAUGGAUUCGGUCUCAUGGAUAGACAGAAAGAGAGCUGCUUUCCUUUCGGGCCAAAGGAAAAAACGUUUACUCCGUAAUGAUGGCGAGGAGGGCCGGGGACGCCACCUACUAGAGCUUGCUACAACAUCGUAGGUAAAUCUAAUGAUUGUAUGGCGUC
Messenger RNA from Exophiala oligosperma, 1555 nucleotides. RefSeq lists its product as uncharacterized. The record is from RefSeq and is a predicted model, not a curated record. The coding region runs from base 222 to 1118 and encodes 298 amino acids. Gene Ontology annotation, cellular component: cytoplasm; nucleus. Gene Ontology annotation, biological process: positive regulation of protein phosphorylation; cell division; signal transduction. Gene Ontology annotation, molecular function: protein kinase activator activity. The transcript is spliced from 4 exons. Lineage: Eukaryota; Fungi; Ascomycota; Eurotiomycetes; Chaetothyriales; Herpotrichiellaceae.